CUAUUUUAAUUCCAUUCCUUCACUUCAGGAAAAACAGAAACAGCCACUGACAUGGGACUUCUUGAAUUAUCGCCUGGAGAAAACAUUACUGCUGUAAACAAAAUCAAUAACGGUCAAUGUAUAGCCAAUGAUGAUUACAAGCACACGGUUUAUGCUGUCGUAUACAGCAUUGUUUUUGUAAUCGGCUUGGUGUCCAAUUCGAUUGCCCUUUUUGUAUUCUGCCAUUUAGCUAAAAGGAAGAGAAUGUCAAGUGUCUUUCUAAUGAACCUGGCAGCAGCAGACCUCAUUUUCAUAUUCUCCCUGCCUUUCCGAUUACUGAACCACCUUGAAGUCAGAGGAUGGCCAUUCACUGAAACAGCUUGCCGAUUCUCCACAUACAUGUUUUACAUGAGUAUGUACUGCAGCAUAUUCUUCCUGACGGGCCUCAGUGUCUGCCGCUAUCUUGUGAUGGCUCGCUACGUGAGGUUUCAGAAUGAUUUUUCACACAAAUGGGCUCUGACUAUAUGUUUUGCAAUGUGGAUCUUUAUCGGGGUGGGUGUAGCUAUUUCUUUGUUCUUUGUAACAAGUUUUCAUGCUGAAGUCACAAGAUGCUUUGAACCCUCAAGUCUAGCCGCGUGGAGGCGCCUUUAUUAUAUGAACUUCUAUGCCCUUGUGUUUGGCUUCACAAUUCCCUUUCUCACUGUUUUGAUAUGUUACAUGCUGAUGAUUAAACAUAUAGUUCAAACCAAAAAGAAGAAGAUUGGCAGGGACGUUGCAAUGAUCUGCUUGGUUUUGACUGUGUUUUGCAUUUGUUUCUUACCCUAUCAUGUCCAGAGAACUAUACACCUACAUUUCAAGGUUCAUCACCAAAGUGAGUGUGACCUGCAGGAGGUUUUACAGAAGACGGUGGUUGUUACAUUAUGCUUGGCUGUUGUGAACAGCUGUCUAGAUCCACUGCUCUUUGUGUUUGUGGGUAAGGGUUUUAAGACACUGCUUAAGAAUCUUUUUAAAAGAUGCAACAUUUCAUGUGCUUCAGCCACUGAUUUUUCCAGCUCAUCCGCCUCUUCACGUAAUGCUGAUAUAGAAAUGUGUCAAUAAGGACACAGAGCAGAGAAGCCCCUUGUUAAAGUUUGAACUGUAAUAUUUAGAAUACAACGUGCAGCCCGUGUACCACGCGCGUGCGACUGAGCUGCCUUGGGUAUAUGCUGUUAUGUAUGGAACAAUGCACCUUUUUAAAAAUAAUUUUAAAACAGAUAUUCCGUUAUGAAUCCCUGAUAAUCAGUCCUGUAUUGCUACAAGAUUUGUUUUUAAGUGGUUGUGCUCUGGGCAGAGAAGAGCAUGAACAUGAUAAAAUAGCGACUGAAUAUAUAUAAUUGUAGAAGUAUAACUUCAGUCAGUUUAGUUACAUAUGAGAAAAAAUACAUUUAAAAAAUUGGAUUCAGCUAUCAUGAAGACAAAAUCUGCAAACUCAAGUCUAAGCCUCAUUCGCCAGAGUUUGAAGUUUGGUAUAAUGCCACACAUUUGUUUAAAAUGUACUUAACCUUGGUAAUACAUUCCUAGAUCUUGAGAUUUAUUCUGCAAUUGCAAUCCUCUAAUCUGCCCAGAUAAGAUAGAAUACUCUUCCCUGUGUUACUACUAAGCUUGAAUGCAAGAACAAUGACUAUGACAAUGAUCCAUCAAUCUUUUUUUUUCUUUUGACUGUCAUUGAACAACUACGUUUUUUUGGGGCUAAUUCAAAUCAUUUGUUUGUGUUGCUGAUGUGUGCAUUUUUAACAUUCACCUUGGUCUCAAUAUUACUUAUUAUAAUGUAAGAAACUAAAAGAGGGAGCCACAGAUGUAUAGCAUUUGCUAAAAUACUGUACUGCAUCGCUGGAUUAAGAAGCAGAUAUUGUCAUGAUUAAAUAAUAUGCUGUAAUCCACAUCACGCUAAUGAAAGCUAAUUCCCAUUUUCUUUUUGCUUCAUUGAAUAUUAUUCCUUUCUCAGAUCAAAAGAAUUCAGGACUAGCAUGUGACCAUUAUGAAUGAUAAGGCUUGCUUUUGCAGAAUUUUGUAACAGAUGGUUCACAUUUCUCUGCUUGAAAUGUGCAGAUAAAGCUUGCAAUCCCCCCUGGCUUUACAGUAUCCCACUUGCCCUACUGUAACUUCUGACAUCAUGUUGAUCAUUUUCUCUGACCUUGUAACAUUGUUAAGAAACUCAAAGACCCCUGCCAAAAACACACUCUAAGGAACUAAGAAACUGGUCACAUGAUUUUUUUUUUUUAACAUUCCAGAAUAAAGUACUAAUCCAUGUUUUAAUAGCUGAUUAUGUCAAACAUGUCGUAGUAUAGCUUUUCUCUGUGCAUCCUAAAGCCGUAAAACUGUUUGAGCAUUCAAGGAAAGGUCCAGGUGGCAGCACUGUGCAAUUAAGGAUGUACCUGUUUAGCACUUACAAUUAGGUUCCAGAUUGCGAAAUGCAAUUAAUAUUUGUAUUCACCUAUACAAAUACUUUUUGAUUAAAGUCACUGGCACUGUUGUAUAUUAUAUGAGUGGAAAUAUAUCAUUUAUUUUGAUUUAAAAAUGUAAAUCUGGGUAAAACCCCUGAGUUAAAAUCUUGUUUACAGAGGUGUCCCGGAUAAAGGCAUAAUGCAAAAAUUUCAUGCAAUAAUGAAGUGAACAAUUUAUUUAAAUCUCGAGGAAGACUGUUCCAGCUAUCCGGGUCUUUGUAUUACAAAUAAUUAUGUUCAAAAUAAGCCAGUGGUAGUUUCCUCUUUGCUGACAUGAUAGCCAAUCAAGUGACUGAGAGAAAUGGCAGUGAUGCAUCUUCGAAUCUGCAUUUAGACCAAAACUAUUCGGUUAUACAUUACAUUCAAUCUGCUCAGUGCAGUUUUACUGACUAUGUGAUACAGAAUGUCACCAAAAACAAGACACAAAAUCAAUGUUUGUAGGGCAAUUAUUUUUCUUUCCUACAUGCUCAGACAGUUUUGUACUGUACAGGUGUCCUAACUUCAGAACAGCGUCCUGGGUCCAACCACAUUGCUAGGCACUUGAAUUGAUCAAAAUGUUACAGUUUUGUGCCUUGUGAUGUUUUCAUUAUGAUCUGAAGUGGAUUACAGUAUGCGUUGGAUUCUUUGGAAUUUUUCUUGUCACAAAUAAUGUAUGCAAUUUCAAAUACCUGGAAUACAAAGCAAUUGUGUUGCUAUCAUGUCUUCGUAUCUGUACCAAAUGUGUUUGUUUUACUGAAACAAUUAAACAACUAAAAUACUUUU
Molecule: messenger RNA, 3224 nt
Organism: Acipenser ruthenus (sterlet)
Lineage: Eukaryota; Metazoa; Chordata; Actinopteri; Acipenseriformes; Acipenseridae
Product: cysteinyl leukotriene receptor 1-like
Exons: 1
Coding region: 52-1077 (341 amino acids)
Biological process (GO): G protein-coupled receptor signaling pathway
Cellular component (GO): plasma membrane
Molecular function (GO): G protein-coupled receptor activity
Source: RefSeq, a predicted model, not a curated record